UCCGCGGGGCGGGACGCGGCGCUUCCGCCUCGGGGGAAACGGCGAUGGACGCGGGCGGCGGGGCGCUGGGGAAGAGGAGAGGCACCGCGCGGCCGCACGGCAAAUCCCGGCCGCAGUCCUGCCAGAGCCCCAGCGGGCUGCUCGUCACCGACUUCCCGGUGGAGGACAGGUGCGCCUUCACCCUCGCGCAGCCCGCGGCCACCGUCAGCGCCGCGCGCCGGGGGGGUUCUCCGCGCCUCCCCGCCCGCGUGGGCUCCGAGCCGCCGGCCGGGCUGCUAGCGCUGCUCUCCAGCGCGUCUCUCGGCUUCGUCGCCAACGGCGCUUUCCCCGGCGGCCCGCCGCCCCGAGAGGCUUGCAGAGAAGCCGAGGGUGUCUCCCGUGCCGUGACCCCGGAGCGAAGCGUCGCAGCCCCGGCCCCGCUCCCCGAGCGGCUCGCCGUCACGCUGAGCACCAACAGCCCCGCCGCGCUCAAGGUGGGCACGCAGCAGAUCAUCCCCCGCAGCCUGGCGUCUGGUAGCAAGGCGACCCACAAGGCUGGCGGGCACGGCGCGGACGCGGGCAGGAGGGUGCUGAAGGCGCGCAGCAUGGUGGAGAGCCCCGGGGUGCCGCUGGGCGCCGAUGAGGAAACCGAGGGUGAGCCGGACAGCCCGGGCGUGCUGCGGCGUGGCCUGCGCUCCACCUCCUACCGCCGGGCCGUGGUGAGUGGCAUCGACCUGGACGGCUCCGCCAACUUCAAGAAGAAAAACAGAAUGUCUCAGCCCAUACUGAAGGCCGUUGUUGAAGAUAAAGAGAAGUUUUCCAGCCUGGGGAGGACAAAGAAGAAAACGCUGAAAGGACAAGGGACGUUUGAUGGGGAAGAGAAUGCUGUGUUAUAUCAGAACUACAAAGAAAAAGCUCUGGACAACGAUUCUGAUGAGGAGUCUGAGCCCCGAGAGCAGAAAUCGGAUGAAAAGGUUAUUUUUCCCUAUAAGCCCCUGAGAUCAACGUGGAGUCAGCUAUCAGUUGUGAAAAAGAAUGGAUUAUCAGAAGCGAUCAGCCAGGAAGAAAGAAAGAGGCAAGAGGCCAUAUUUGAAGUGAUAUCUUCUGAGCAUUCUUACUUGCUGAGCUUGGAGAUUCUGAUCCGCAUGUUUAAAAAUUCCCGGGAGCUGAGCCUCACGAUGACCAAAACGGAGAGCCACCACCUUUUCUCCAAUAUCACAGAUGUUUAUGAAGCAAGUAAAAAGUUCUUCAAAGAGCUUGAAGCAAGGCAUCAGAACAACAUCUUCAUUGACGAUAUUAGUGAUAUUGUGGAAAAGCAUUCUUCCUCCACGUUUGAUCCUUAUGUAAAAUACUGCACUAAUGAAGUCUAUCAGCAGCGAACGCUUCAGAAAUUGCUAGCUACAAAUCCAGCAUUUAAAGAGGUGUUGUCACGCAUUGAGUCCCAUGAAGACUGCAGGAAUUUACCGAUGAUCUCCUUCCUCAUUCUCCCUAUGCAGAGAGUUACUCGUCUUCCAUUGCUGAUGGAUACCAUUUGUCAGAAAACUCCUAAAGAUUCACCGAAAUAUGAGAACUGCAAGCAGGCUCUGAAGGAAGUGAGCAAGUUGGUGCGUUUGUGCAAUGAAGGUGCUCGGAAAAUGGAAAGGACAGAAAUGAUGUACACGAUUAACUCCCAGCUGGAAUUUAAAAUCAAGCCAUUUCCAUUGGUUUCUUCUUCACGAUGGUUAGUGAAAAGGGGAGAGUUAACAGCCUACGUAGAAGACACGGGACUUUUCUCUAAAAGGACUUCUAAACAGCAGGUGUACUUCUUCCUCUUCAAUGAUGUCCUCAUCAUCACCAAGAAGAAGAGUGAGGAGAGUUACAACGUCACAGAUUAUUCCUUAAGGGAUCAGCUGGUGGUCCAGCAGUGUGACAGUGAGGACCUGACCUCUUCUCCCAUGAAGAACACUUCAGCCAUGCUGUACUCACGGCAGAGCUCCCCAGUUCACCUCUUCAGGCUGUCUGUCCUCAGUAACCAUGCAGGAGAGAAGGUGGAGAUGCUUUUGGGAACAGAAACUCAGAGUGAAAGAGCUCGCUGGAUUACAGUGCUUGGACAAGACAGAGACAGGCAGAGCACAGACAGAACCACUUUGACACAGGUAGAGAUCAUCAGAACUUACACAGCAAAGCAGUCAGACGAGCUGUCUCUUCAAGUGGCUGAUGUUGUUUUGGUUUAUCAAAAAGUGAAUGAUGGUUGGUAUGAAGGGGAACGACUGCGGGAUGGUGAAAGAGGGUGGUUUCCCAUGGAGUGUGCCAAGGAAAUCACGUGUCGUGCCACCAUUGACAAGAACAUGGAGCGCAUGGGGCGUCUGCUGGGACUUGAAACCAACGUGUAGAUGAUUUCUGCAUCCUCAUAUUGUGCUGCAGGAUUUGCACUGAACUGCUGUCAGCGGGGGCACAGCUGCACACACUACAGCUCUUGCAUGGAAGACGUGAGGCCCAGAUGCAUUAAAUACAGUGACAGCACUGAUACUCAGCCCUUUUGAUUCGCAUUUUGAGAGCUAUGAACUGACGCCUGGCUUCAGUAAUGGCAGUUUCUAUGAGAAUUAGAUUCCUGGGCAGUGGAGAUCAGCCAUUCUUUGUUCUUAAAAUGAGAUUUCCCUUUCAGCUUUGGUUCCCUCAUCCCUGUUUGUAUUCUUUUUCCAUCUGUUUUCUUGAUGAUUUUCACUUUCUUUCUUUUAAAUUUAAAACCCCUCUCUAGCAGGCUGAAUGCCAGAAGCUCACCAAAUAAAUGCAUACACUGAGCUGGAAGGAGAACAGGAGCGUAACAGUGGGGGAACAGAGUUCCAGCUCCUAAAAACUGCAGUGUUACAUUCCCAGAACCAGAAACGGUGUCAAAUGGGAUACUUCCCUGUGUUGUCAAAACCUUUGUUUAACCUGAGCUGCAAGAAGCAGCAUGUAAUUGAUGAAGGACUGCCUGUCCAGCAGCAGCCCAGGGUGAGCCAGAUUCUGUAGGACACAGUGAGUUACUGAGCUGAUGAGCUCCAGGGGAGCCAGCCGGAGCUCGUGUGGUGGUGCUGUGCUGUGUGUUUCUCAUACAGCUCGUGCUCUCUUCCUGCUGCUCCAGAAAGGAAUUGUGAAAGCAAGCAAGAGGAACCAGCUUUUCAAAAUAAAGAUGAGUGUCUCAUUCUCUGAUACAUUUUUUAGCAUGAACAUCAGACUCGAGCUUGUUUUCAUUAAGAAUAAUAAUAUACAGAGAUUGAGCCCUUUGAUGUCCUUCUACCAGUGUCCUCCUUAUGUGCCUUACGUUGUUCCUCUAGGAGGAGUUUCCUGGAAUCCAGUUUGUGCUGAGUGCAGAGGCUGUUCUGUCCUGUGUCUCCACUCCAAAAGCUCUUCAAGCUCUGGCUGCCUUUGUGGCAGCGAUUGCUUUGCCAGUAUUCUUUGCUAAGUUGGCCCUUUAAAGAUUGAGCCCCUUUUUUUUAAUACUUAGUACUAAAAAUAAUUUCAAGCUGUAGAAAUGCAGCCAUAUGCAUAACAUAGGAAUGUGGUUUUUUUCUCACUAGCAUCAACAACCUGAGCCCUGUGCUGUGGUUCAGAGCUGAGAUGCCUGCACUCACAGGCUCUUUCCUGGUGUUUUAAAGCACUGUAACUGCUGGAAAUCUGCCUGUUUUUAGUUUUUCCCAGGUGCUGAGUUACAUCUUCAUGCCAAGUUAUUGCCUGGAUGGGGCCUACAGUGAACAUGAAGUGCUUUUUCCUAUCUUUUUUUAAUUCUUCCUUCUUCCUCUGCUGCAGAAAUGAGUUUUUUCCUUCUGUGGAGGUAAAAGUUCACCGAACUGGAGUUCGCAGAAUAUCAUCAUUAGCAUUUGUUAGCAUCACCCUGAGUCCACAGGCAAAAGCAGAAGGGCAGUAAUAAGACCCACGGGGCUGAUGAAGCUGCUCAGCUUCAGCAUAGGAACUCAGGGCAGCAGCAAGGAGAGGUGUGGAAGCAGAGUGGGCAUCUCUGUCCUCUCCUACCCCAGAGCAGGAGGGGAGCCCUGGGCUGGAGGAGCUCUGACUGGUGCUGCUUCACACACACCCUUCUUGGCCUCUCACAGUUGCACUUCACACAACGCCUGCUUUUGCAUCUGCAAUUUAGCCUUGGAAUUCCACUGAAAAAAAAGAACUACUUAAUACGGUGUGAACAGAAUGCACUCAGAAUUAAGUCACUUCCAGCUCCUCCCUUCUGUAUGUAGAUGUGACAGUUUGUAUUAUAGUCAUCUCCACCUUCGUAUGGAGCGGCUCGUGACAGAGCAGGCUGCAGGCUGCAUUAAGCGAGAGAAAGAUGUGUGGUAGCAGGCAUGCUGUCAGUCCUCGUGGUUGUUAAAAGGUUCUGGACACUGCUUUACACAGAAUGUAAUGUGCUGAUGUGUGAAUAACUUUGUAAAUAUGUACCUCUGUAACAAUUGAAAAGCUGUUAGGAAGACAUUUGUACAGAAAUGCUUCCUUUGGCAGGCUGACAGCAGCUUCCAGCCUUCGGGAUUAAUUUAUAAGAAGUGGACUGAGAAAAUGGCAGUGAUACAGACUGAUCACUGAGCAAAGCCUUAUUUAACAUAGUAGAAAUACUGCUAAUAUUUUAACGAAGGACUUAUUGUACACAGGCAGAUGUUUAACACAUAACCGAAUGUAUAAAUCCAGGCAUUAAUUUUAUUCAGAUUUUUAAUACACUGUAUAUAUUUUUCAUACCUGUUUUUUCCAAAAGUGCUGUAAUAUUUUUUAAAAGCCUUUUUCUUAUUCUCAGACACGGUUCUUAAGGAAUCAAAGACUGUUAUGAUGUAAUAGGACAACAAUCAAUAAAAUCCUUACCAAAA
Tympanuchus pallidicinctus (lesser prairie-chicken) is the source of this 4802-nucleotide messenger RNA. It is a transcript of the gene ARHGEF26, whose product is annotated as Rho guanine nucleotide exchange factor 26. The record is from RefSeq and is a predicted model, not a curated record. Lineage: Eukaryota; Metazoa; Chordata; Aves; Galliformes; Phasianidae. Gene Ontology annotation, biological process: activation of GTPase activity. Gene Ontology annotation, molecular function: protein binding; guanyl-nucleotide exchange factor activity. The transcript is spliced from 14 exons. Bases 45 to 2351 code for a protein of 768 amino acids.